AUGGCGAUGAAUUUUGGGGACCGUGCCAGCGGAUUCCGCCACAGUGAUGUGAUCAGGUUCAUUAACAAUGAAGUCCUCACGGACGGCAGUGGCCCAGCCUUUUACGUGGCCUUCCGCUCGCGGCCGUGGAACGAGGUAGAGGACGGGCUGCGGGCCAUUGUGGCUGACUCGCAGGUGCCGCGCGCCAUCAAGAGGGCCUGCACCUGGAGCGCGUUGGCUUUGAGUGUGCGAGUGGCCGCGAGGCAGCGGGAGCAGAUGCUGUAUCACGUUCGGAGGCUGCAAAGGCAUGUGGAGGAGGGCCAGGCGACCUCCUGGGCUCUAACGUCCCAGUUGCAGCAGCUACGCCUGGAGCAUAAGGUGGCAGCAACACAGCUGCACCUUGCGCAGGCUGCCCUGCAGCAGGCGCUGAAUGAGCGUGAUGGGCUGUACGGGAGGCUGCUCCAGGUCGAGAGGUUUCCCCAGGCCGCUCCACUGACCCAUGAAAUAAUGUCUGGGCCUCAAGCAGAGCAGAAUGGGGCUGCGGCAUGUCCCCUGGCUACAGAGCAGCAGAGAGAUAUGGUGGCCAUGGGGACACAGGCUAAUGCCCAGAUGCCAACCCCAACAGAUGCUCUUUAUGUGCCAGGACCUCUGAGUCUCUGGGCCCAAGGCAUGCAACCUCCUCUGCCAGUGCCAUAUCCAUCCCCACUUCUACCACGAUUUCCAAUGAAAUUCCCAUUUUUGCCACCUCUACCACCUGCUGUAGUCAUGGGGGCAGAAGCAGCAGCAGUCCCACUUCAGAUGCCUCCUACUGAGAUCCACCCACCUUGCCCGUGGCCUGCGGUGGGCUUGCAGGAGGAGAUGGCCCCUCAGUGGUACCAGAGAAGCUACAUCCAGGAGGAAGAUUCCAAAAUCCUUCAGGGGUCAGUCCCCUUAGAAGACAGCAGAAGCCACAGUCAGGGAGAAAGUUCAGAGAGGUCCCAAAGAAUGCCCCUCCCUAGGGACAGUGGGUGCCACAACCCGCUGUCAGAGAGUCCCCAGGGGACAGCUCCACUGGGGAGCAGCGGAUGCCACUCCCAGGAAGAAGGUACAGAAAGACCCCAGGGGAUGGUUCCCCUGGGGAACAUAGAAAGACAAAAUCAGAAAGAAGGUCCAAAGAGGGCCUGGAGGAUGCGCACCCUGGUGUUUCGCAGGAGCCACAAACCAGAAGGUUCAGAGAGGCCUCAGGGGACUGUCCCCCAGGGAGACAGAAGUUACAGCCAGGAAGGAUGUUCAGAGAGGGCCCAGGAAAUGGCCACCAUGGUGUUUAUCAGGAGGCGCAAACCAGAAGGUCCAAAGAGGCCCCAGAGGACUGUCCUCCAGGGAGACAGCAGAAGCUACAGCCAGGAAGGAAGCCCACAGAGGGCCCAGGGGAUGGCUACCCCAGUGCUUAGCAGGAGCUGCAAACCAGAAGAAGGUCCAGAGAGACCCCAGGGCACUCCCCUGGGGGACAGCAGGAGCCAUGGUGUCAGAGAAAGCCCAAAGAAAUGGCAACGUCGGAGGCAGAAGGCCAAGAAACCAAAAGUGAAUAAAGUCUCAGGAUCCCAGCAACAGGAGAAGCCUGCCUCAUUUCCAAUUCCAGUGAAUUGGAAAUGCCCAUGGUGUAAAGCCAUUAAUUUUUCAUGGCGUACAGCCUGCUAUAAAUGCAAGAAAGCCUGUGUGCCAUUUGAGAGUGGAGGACAAACUCACUGAUUUCAGGAAGGUAAG
Chlorocebus sabaeus (green monkey) is the source of this 1722-nucleotide messenger RNA. It is a transcript of the gene TEX13D, whose product is annotated as TEX13 family member D. Gene Ontology annotation, molecular function: mRNA binding. Lineage: Eukaryota; Metazoa; Chordata; Mammalia; Primates; Cercopithecidae. The record is from RefSeq and is a predicted model, not a curated record.